Merops nubicus (carmine bee-eater) is the source of this 1939-nucleotide messenger RNA. RefSeq names its product TALPID3 protein-like. The transcript is spliced from 13 exons. The record is from RefSeq and is a predicted model, not a curated record. NCBI's taxonomy places the organism in Eukaryota, Metazoa, Chordata, Aves, Coraciiformes, Meropidae. The annotation marks the transcript as partial. Gene Ontology annotation, biological process: smoothened signaling pathway. Gene Ontology annotation, cellular component: ciliary basal body; centriole.
GACUAUCCUAAAAAAGUUGCAGUGCAAGAAGAUCCUUCUCUGCUACUAGAAAAUAGCAGAAAAUGCAAGGAUGAUGUCUUUAUUUCUCAAUAUGCUACUGGCCAGAAGGAGGCUUUAAGAGCAGUAUUAAAGCAAAAAACUCAGAACACUCCUGUACUUAAAGAGGUGAAGGUGCAGCUCUUAGGAAAUGCCUCCACAGAAAAAAGGGAAAGCAUUGGUCAUGACACCAGGCCAGCACACAGGGAAGUUGAUUCUGCAACAACUGUUGCAGCAGCAACUGCUGCAGCAAUUGCCACUACAGCUCCACUUCUUAAAGUUCAGAACGAUUUAGAAGCAAAAGUUAACUCAGUUUCAGCAUUACUUCAUAAACUGCAGGAGACAGACAGACAACUGCAGUGUGUUGCUGAACAGCAAAUAAAUAUGAAGAUUCACCACGAGAAGCCCCACUGCCAUGAAAGGGUCAGUGAGCUUGAGAAACAAAUCAAUGCUUUCAUGGUGCAACGGAUCCAGCACUUGGAAAAGUUACAGGAGCAACAAAUGAAUAUCCAGUCCCAUCUCAUUAGCUCUGCAGUCAACAUGGGUGGCUUACAGCAAGUUCAGGUCCUGUCCUCCAGUCACAUGCCAAAACAGCCUGAGCAGCCAGAGCAGCAGUUGCUUACUGAUGGAGUCCCUUCGUGUCGGAGGAGUUUAUUUCCCACCAGGGGUGCACCUGCCCAAGCAUAUUCAAGCCAAUUUCAGAGUCAUGGGAUCGAUACACAAAAAUCUCCUCUAAAGACACCAGUUCCUCGGAGAUGUGCGCCAGAACCUGUAUCAAAAAGUUUGAAAAUCUUAAAGAAAGAAAACCCUGUAACAGAAAAGGAAAAUAUUCCCAAAUCCAGAAGUGAAGGUACUGCAGGUGAAGGGAGACUUCUUGAGCAUAUUCUGAAUUCUCAAGAAAAGCCACCAAGGCAAACUGAGUUUUCUGAGAAGGCAACAUUAAACAGUAAUAAAAUGAGCAGGCAUUCUGAGAGAGACAGGGGUACUGCUUUGCGUACAGACUCACUCCCUGCUAUUGAAAGCUCCUUCCAAAAUGGCAGCUCAGCUGAGAAAACAGUGAAAAAGGCAAGUGAUUUACUUCAGGAUCUUGGCCAGCUGAGAAGAGAAAUGCAAGACAUGCUGCAGGAAGCAAAUUCAUGGAAGUCAGACAUGAAUGAACUUCUUAAGUCAAAGAAGCUUGCUCUUGCAUCUGAUCUUCCUGAACAUCGUCAGCUCAAUAAACCAUCCAUCCUUCAAAACAUUAAAGUGCCCAAGUCUAUACUAAGAGAUGCUGAAAGGAUUUUGAGAGGAGUUCAAAACAAUAAAAAAGUUCUUGAAGAAAAUUUGGAAGCCAUAACGUGUGCGAAAGAUGGGGAUGCCAUGUACACUUUCAUUAAUGCCCUGACUGCAAACAGUAAUGGAUUGGAAGAGAUUCGUAUCAGGAGGACUGUGGAUGAGUGGAUUAAGGCAAUCAGUGCAGAAAUUCAGGCUGAAAUGGCAAGAAAUGAUUCAGAACAAGUGAAAUAUGAUCAAAAGGUCCCAUGGAUCAAGAGAGCCCAAAACGUCAAGACUGUGAAGACCAAUAAAGAAAUUAAAGCAAAAACUCAAAAAAUGCAAGGAUGCUUGACAAAGAAGCCUUUAUCUGCAGCUAAGCCAUUGCAGAGGCAAGCAGAAGAUAACACAAGCAAACAGAGAUUUAGAACUUACUUUUCUUCUGAAAAUUUGCAGAGGAAAGAAAAAAGGGCAGCUGAACCUGUGAAGGGAAGCACAAUGGUACAAAAUGAAGACUAUCUGUCUCAAGUUUAUGGGAAACCAAUUUACCAGGGCCAUCGUAGCACGCUUAAAAAAGCACCCUACCUGAGAUUCAACUCUCCCCCUCCCAAGACUAAAGCUCAAAGACCCACAGUGAUAGAGUGUGUUAGGG